AUGGCUAAAAAGAACAAGAAACGAGCAGCCAAGCAGCAAAACAAACGGAAAGUGGUGGCCUCAAAAACCGUGGAAACACCAGCGUCGGAAACACAAGAACAAGAACAGACGAAACAAGGACGUCGUAAUAAAAACAAUCGAAAUGGGCACCCAGGAAAAAACUGUUUUGGUUUAGGACUAUCAAGCUUGAAACAACAACUCAAAGAACUCGGUUUAUAUCUUAAGGAUAUCGCUGGUGACGGUAACUGCUUGUUUAGAGCGCUCUCAGACCAGCAUUAUGGAAGUCCUGGUAAACAUGCAAAGAUUCGCUCAGAAGUCUGCGACUAUCUGGCAGCUAAUAAGAAACAUUUUAAGCAUUUUGUCGAAGAAGGUCGAUUCGAUGAUCAUAUUGUGCAGAUGCGUAAGCUAGGGACCUAUGGUGGUAACAUGGAACUCGUAGGAUAUGCACAAUUAGAACGAGUCAAUAUAAGAGUAUAUCAGCCGGGAACAAUAUAUGUGAUCACAGGCAAUGGUUUUGAUAGCAAGGAGAGUUCUAAAAAGCUGAAUCGUGAAAGAAAGACACUUCAUAUAGCAUAUCAUAACUGGGAGCAUUACAGUUCGGUGCGUAACCUACGAGGUCCGCAUGACGGUGACCCCGAGAUUAAAUUGUCGGAAGAGGUGAUUACAAAAGAUAGACAAAUUUCAAAGGAGAAUCUGAUGAGGGCUACAUCAGAGAACUCUGAUUCUGAGAAUCUGGAGAUUAUUGGAGCUGAGGAAAUACUACGCAGAAGCGCAAGAAGAAAGUUGGGUUUAAAAAGGCAAACGGAUGCAGGAAGUGGGAGAACAGGACCCCCACCGACGACCCAAAAUAUUGCAGCCGCUGCUGCCUCUCCCGUAGAUAUUCAUUUGUUGAUUCUUCUGGUCCCUCAUGACUUUUCUCGCAUAUGUCCUGAUGUAGAAGCGUGGGUCCAAAACGGACCUCGAUCGGUCCCCUCUUAUUAUUUAUUCAGUCUUCGGCAUUAA
Messenger RNA from Paraglomus brasilianum, 1002 nucleotides. The record is from the annotation of a GenBank genome assembly. Lineage: Eukaryota; Fungi; Glomeromycota; Glomeromycetes; Paraglomerales; Paraglomeraceae.